Messenger RNA from Chenopodium quinoa (quinoa), 408 nucleotides. RefSeq names its product universal stress protein A-like protein. Lineage: Eukaryota; Viridiplantae; Streptophyta; Magnoliopsida; Caryophyllales; Amaranthaceae. The coding region runs from base 1 to 408 and encodes 135 amino acids. The transcript has 4 exons. The record is from RefSeq and is a predicted model, not a curated record.
AUGGUUUAUUUGGUUCAUGUUCAACACCCUUUCAACAACUAUGUCUACCCUGCCGGUGCCGGUUUACACACUGCUGCUUUUGCUGCAUCAUCUGUGGUAGAAUCUGUAAAGAAAGCACAAGCAGAGGUUUCAGCGAAAAUCCUUCAACGUGCAAUCUCAAUUUGCAAGCAAAAUAUGGUUCGAGCUGAAACUUUAAUUUUUCAAGGAGAUUCCAAAGACGAGAUCUGCAAAGCAGCAGAACAAACACAUGUUGAUAUGCUAAUCAUUGGCAGUCGUGGUCUAGGUGGAAUUAAAAGGAAAUCAAUGAAUUUUCUCAUGGUAGCAUUUCUUGGAAGUGUUAGUGACUAUUGUGCACACCACGCUUGUUGCCCAGUCUUGAUUGUGAAACCACCGAAGCAUAUCAAGUAA